This is a messenger RNA of Ictalurus punctatus (channel catfish), 4314 nucleotides long. RefSeq lists its product as uncharacterized. The transcript has 29 exons. The coding region runs from base 231 to 4031 and encodes 1266 amino acids. Gene Ontology annotation, biological process: microtubule cytoskeleton organization. NCBI's taxonomy places the organism in Eukaryota, Metazoa, Chordata, Actinopteri, Siluriformes, Ictaluridae. Gene Ontology annotation, cellular component: cilium; cytoplasmic microtubule. The record is from RefSeq and is a predicted model, not a curated record. Gene Ontology annotation, molecular function: microtubule binding.
AGUGGUAAAGCUGCAUCGAUCUUUCUCUCUGCACAAUAAAAGGUCAAACUGCCUGCGUGUCAACACAGACUUCAGGGUGAAACUUUUUCAAGAGCUUUUUCUAAAAGCUUUAAAGACUCACGCAGCCCAGCCAGGAGACGCCAAAUUGUCGUGGAAAUUAGACAACACUUGCAGACUCGUCCUCUGAAGAAUCUCAGCUACACAACACGAAGACCACCCCUGUUAGUGACAUGUCUGAGGGAGUAGUUGGGAGAGGAGUUUUUGGCUCCAUGGUCCUUCCAAGCCGACCCGAAGUGGCAGCAUGUCCUGAGCAGGAUGAGUCCAUAAACAAAGCCUCAUGGGAGCCACCAGCUGGAAUAUAUGGCCAUUCUGUCUCUGGAAGUCAUGUUGAUUGUGACGACAGCCCAGAACCUGAUGAGGCAACGAAGAGGGUGAAGCUGUCCAAGAUUGCAAUGGAUAAGAUGCGCCAACAUUGGCUAGAACAGCAAGAAGCCCAGCCUACACCACGAAUGAGGCAGAGCCUUAGACAUGUAACAUCUGAAGUGACCUCAGAUGAAGCAGCAUCACUGCAAGAUGAAAUCAUACCCGUUACCCUAAAGAAGGAUUCCAACGAGCAGGUGGAGUUGCGGCCAUUCUCCAGACCGGAGCUUGCCCUCACUCAGAGCUUCAGACUGCUUAACUCGGAUGACUGGGAGAAAAAAAUCGAGGGGCUCAUGUUCCUGCGCUGUUUGGCACGGUAUCACUCUGACGUGCUUAAUAGUAGGCUUCAUGAAGUCUGCCUUGCUGUCAUUCAAGAGAAGAGGGCGAAGCUGUCCAAGAUUGCAAUGGAUAAGAUGCGCCAACAUUGGUUAGAACAGCGAGAAGCCCAGCCUACACCGCGAAUGAGGCAGAGCCUUAGACAUGUAACAUCUGAAGUGACCUCAGAUGAAGCAGCAUCACUGCAAGAUGAAAUCAUACCCGUUACCCUAAAGAAGGAUUCCAACGAGCAGGUGGAGUUGCGGCCAUUCUCCAGACCGGAGCUUGCCCUUACUCAGAGCUUCAGACUGCUUAACUCGGAUGACUGGGAGAAAAAAAUCAAGGGGCUCAUGUUCCUGCGCUGUUUGGCACGGUAUCACUCUGACGUGCUUAAUAGUAGACUUCAUGAAGUCUGCCUUGCUGUCAUUCAAGAGGUUGGUAACCAGCGCUCCGGAGUGUCCCGCAUCGCCAUGGUGACUUUAGGAGAGCUAUACUCUGGCCUGCAGAAGGGAAUGGACCAGGAGCUGGAAGCAACAGCCAAAGUUCUGUUACACAAAACAGGAAAGAUCAAUGCGUUCAUUAGGCAGCUCGCAGAUGCCGCGCUGGGCAGCAUGGUGCAGAACUGCACACCUACACGCAGCAUGAACGCCCUGCUUGCUGGAGGACUCGGUCACUUGAACGCAGCCGUAAGGAGGUGCACCGCUCAGCACUUGACUACUCUGGUCGAGAAGAUCGGCACCGGGCGCUUAUUGUCUGGUACGAAAAAUCUCACGGACCGAAUCUUACCCGCUGUCUCCAAGCUGGCGCAAGACUCUUCACCUGAAACCAGAUAUUUUGGCCGGCAAAUGCUGCUGUUCUUGUCUUCUCACCGAGACUUCGAUAAGAUGGUGGAAAAGUACAUUCCUCCAAAAGACCUGGCAACCGUCAGGGACACCGUCGUCACUCUGAAGACCAAGUUUAUAAAGAAGGAUCCCAACGAGCAGGUGGAGUUGCGGCCAUUCUCCAGACCGGAGCUUGCCCUUACUCAGAGCUUCAGACUGCUUAACUCGGAUGACUGGGAGAAAAAAAUCGAGGGGCUCAUGUUCCUGCGCUGUUUGGCACGGUAUCACUCUGACGUGCUUAAUAGUAGACUUCAUGAAGUCUGCCUUGCUCUCGUUCAAGAGGUUCGUAACCAGCGCUCUGGAGUGUCCCGCAUCGCCAUGGUGACUUUAGGAGAGCUAUACUCUGGCCUGCAGAAGGGAAUGGACCAGGAGCUGGAAGCAACAGCCAAAGUUCUGUUACACAAAACAGGAAAGAUCAAUGCGUUCAUUAGGCAGCUCGCAGAUGCCGCGCUGGGCAGCAUGGUGCAGAACUGCACACCUACACGCAGCAUGAACGCCCUGCUUGCUGGAGGACUCGGUCACUUGAACGCAGCCGUAAGGAGGUGCACCGCUCAGCACUUGACUACUCUGGUCGAGAAGAUCGGCACCGGGCGCUUAUUGUCUGGUACGAAAAAUCUCACGGACCGAAUCUUACCCGCUGUCUCCAAGCUGGCGCAAGACUCUUCACCUGAAACCAGAUAUUUUGGCCGGCAAAUGCUGCUGUUCUUGUCUUCUCACCGAGACUUUGAUAAAAUGGUGGAAAAGUACAUUCCUCCAAAAGACCUGGCAACUGUCAGGGACACCGUCGUCACUCUGAAGACCAAGUUUAUAAAGAAGGAUCCCAACGAGCAGGUGGAGUUGCGGCCAUUCUCCAGACCGGAGCUUGCCCUCACUCAGAGCUUCAGACUGCUUAACUCGGAUGACUGGGAGAAAAAAAUCGAGGGGCUCAUGUUCCUGCGCCGUUUGGCACGGUAUCACUCUGACGUGCUUAAUAGUAGACUUCAUGAAGUCUGCCUUGCUGUCAUUCAAGAGGUUCGUAACCAGCGCUCUGGAGUGUCCCGCAUCGCCAUGGUGACUUUAGGAGAGCUAUACUCUGGCCUGCAGAAGGGAAUGGACCAGGAGCUGGAAGCAACAGCCAAAGUUCUGUUACACAAAACAGGAAAGAUCAAUGCGUUCAUUAGGCAGCUCGCAGAUGCCGCGCUGGGCAGCAUGGUGCAGAACUGCACACCUACACGCAGCAUGAACGCCCUGCUUGCUGGAGGACUCGGUCACUUGAAUCCAGGCGUAAGAAGGUGCACCGCUCAGCACUUGACUAGUCUGGUCGAGAAGAUCGGCACCGGGCGCUUAUUGUCUGGUACGAAAAAUCUCACGGACCGAAUCUUACCCGCUGUCUCCAAGCUGGCGCAAGACUCUUCACCUGAAACCAGAUAUUUUGGCCGGCAAAUGCUGCUGUUCUUGUCUUCUCACCGAGACUUUGAUAAAAUGUUGGAAAAGUACAUUCCUCCAAAAGACCUGGCAACCGUCAGGGACACCGUCGUCACUCUGAAGACUAAGUUUAUAAAGAAGGAUCCCAACGAGCAGGUGGAGUUGCGGCCAUUCUCCAGACCGGAGCUUGCCCUCACUCAGAGCUUCAGACUGCUUAACUCGGAUGACUGGGAGAAAAAAAUCGAGGGGCUCAUGUUCCUGCGCUGUUUGGCACGGUAUCACUCUGACGUGCUUAAUAGUAGACUUCAUGAAGUCUGCCUUGCUCUCGUUCAAGAGGUUCGUAACCAGCGCUCCAGAGUGUCCCGCAUCGCCAUGGUGACUUUAGGAGAGCUAUACUCUGGCCUGCAGAAGGGAAUGGACCAGGAGCUGGAAGCAACAGCCAAAGUUCUGUUACACAAAACAGGAAAGAUCAAUGCGUUCAUUAGGCACCACGCAGAUGCCGCGCUGGGCAGCAUGGUGCAGAACUGCACACCUACACGCAGCAUGAACGCCCUGCUUGCUGGAGGACUCGGUCACUUGAACGCAGCCGUAAGGAAGUACACCGCUCAGCACUUGACUACUCUGGUCGAGAAGAUCGGCACCGGGCAGUUAUUGUCUGACGCAAAAGAUCUCACGGACCGAAUCUUACCCGCUGUCUCCAAGCUGGCGCAAGACUCUUCACCUGAAACCAGAUAUUUUGGCCGGCAAAUGCUGCUGCUCUUGUCUUCUCACCGAGACUUUGAUAAGAUGGUGGAAAAGUACAUUCCUCCAAAAGACCUGGCAACCGUCAGGGACACCGUCGUCACUCUGAAGACCAAGUAUUCAAGAGGGGACAUUACUGCUCAUUAUGUGCUGCCUCAAAACCCCCGGGGGGUGGUGCAAAAACAUUUUGGAUUGAUUGUCACUGAGGUGGUUUCAUGUGGCAUGCCUUUCUAUGUCAGAGAAGCAGUUCAAAAAGGCUCAAAAGGUUGACUGGAAGUGCUGCCUAUGUAAAUAAUUUUGAAUUCCUUUGGCUCCCAUCCACAAUCUAAACAUGUACAUAAAUAAAUGAAAAGAAAACAAAUAAAAAUGUUUGAAAUAUUAAAACAUUCAUGGACCAUCAGUUCUUUUAAUUAUUUCAUUAAUAGGACAUCUAUUUUUUUUUAAGAAAACCAUUCAAUCUAGCACAGGUCAUUUUGACCCCAUGUCAAAACAAAUUUCCCGCAAACAGUUUGCUGAAGACAAGCAGACUAUGGACAUGGAUUACUGGAACCAU